Messenger RNA from Colletotrichum paranaense, 117 nucleotides. RefSeq lists its product as uncharacterized. The transcript has a single exon. NCBI's taxonomy places the organism in Eukaryota, Fungi, Ascomycota, Sordariomycetes, Glomerellales, Glomerellaceae. The record is from RefSeq and is a predicted model, not a curated record. The coding region runs from base 1 to 117 and encodes 38 amino acids.
AUGUCGUUCUCCCAGACUCGAAAAAUCUCAGCAAUGACGCCUCUACUUCGUGUCUUGCGUCGUCGAUUGCUUCCUAUGCAUCUGAUCAAGUUUGUCGUGGUCAUGGUCGAUGUUUGA